ACCUGGGGCUAGGCAUGCUUAAGGUGCCUAAAGAGGCUGACGAAGGAGUCAGGGCCACCUCGGGGAGUGUGAGGAAAGGAAAGCGGCAGCACAGUUCCCCUCAAAACCCACUUCUGGACUGCAGCCUGUGUGGGAAGGUGUUCAGCAGCGCCAGUUCUCUUAGCAAGCACUACCUGACGCACAGCCAGGAAAGGAAACACGUUUGCAAGAUCUGCAGCAAGGCCUUUAAGCGUCAGGACCACCUGACCGGGCACAUGCUCACCCAUCAGAAGACCAAGCCCUUCGUGUGCAUUGAGCAGGGCUGCAGCAAGAGCUACUGCGACUAUCGUUCUCUGCGCAGGCACUAUGAGGUCCAGCAUGGCCUGUGCAUCCUGAAGGAAGACCACCUGGAAGAGGAAGCCUGUGGGGACUCGCCCCACACUCAUGACACAGCCAGCCAGCCGCCUCCCAGUGGCCUACGGUCCCUGGUCCCCCUGGAAACCAGGUCCCCUGGCUCCCUCUUGCCCAACCGAGACCUCCUGCGCUGUAUUGUGAGCAGCAUUGUUCACCAGAAGAUUCCUUCUCCUGGCCCAGCCACAGUGGGGCCUUCAGAUGGUGAAGGGAGGAAUACGGCCUGUCCCUAUACCACCUCAUCAGAAUCUUCCUCCUGCACUCCAGCCGGCACCCCAGCAGCGCCAGGAACGCUAGGCUCUGAGGUUCCUGAAGAGCUUUGUCCCCCACGGAAGGAGCCAGCCGUUGACAUGUUCACAGCUGUCCAUUCAAGGGUGGCCGAGAAUGGUGCCCUUGACCCACUAGAGUCUGAGUCCCCACUGCUGCAUCUCCCAUCCACCCUGGAGGGUUGGCCUGAGGAUGGCCCCCUGCCUGCCUGCCUGCCUCUCUUCCAAGGCCAGCCAGUUCCUGCCAAUUCCCAGCCAUCAGGCCACAACUUCCAGUGGCUCCGCAACCUGCCUGGCUGCCCCAAGAACAAAGGCAGCAAUGUGUUCGUGGUCCACAAGCCCUCUGCGAUGCCAUCCUGGGAAGGCUCAGAGUCUGUCUCACGGCCCAGCAGUGCCUCCCCCUCGGGGGAGGCCUCGUCUAACUUGGACACCAUCCUGGAGGAUGUGCUGCCGUUUCCUCCCUCACGUCUGAAGGCACCUGGGGAGGCCUCUAGCGACCCCAGGUAUGCCAGAGGGGAAGAUGACAUCUGGGUGUCCAAGAAUAGCAAGUUUGACUGUGACUCCUUCUCAUGGCAGAACUCUGCGGAGCCUGGCCUCCAGGAUGUCCAGAAACCCAGCGGGCUCUCGUCGGAUGCCACGCCACUCUUUCGGCAGCUGUUCCUGAAGUCGCAGGAGUCUCUGGUGAGCCAUGAGCAGAUGCAAGUGUUCCAGAUGAUCACAAAGUCCCAGCGGAUCUUCUCCCAUGCCCAGGAGGCAGCAGCCUCCUCCCAGCUCCCCGUGCCCGAAGGCAAGCAGGCUGCCCUGAAGCCACUGCAGGGGCCAUGGCCGCAGCAGCCCCUGCCUCUGGCACCUGCUGUUGACUCUCACCAUGCUGGCCCAGGAAACCUGCAGCCAGAGGGAUCUGCAGCCCACAGGAGGAAAACCACUCCUGUGGUUCCCAGAGAGGCCUCCCCUGGCAGCAUGAGACGAGACUCGAAGGGAGUACUGAAAGUGACCGCAGCUCAGCCAGCCCUCACAACGCCGGCCCUGGACGCUUCUGGGAAUCCAGACAUCUCUUCUCUGGCCAAGCAGUUGCGAUCCUCAAAAGGGACCUUGGACCUGGGAGACAUCUUUCCCCCCAUGGGCCCAUGGCCGACCCAGUUAGGUGGGGAUGAUCCCCCUAGAGCUCAGCUGCCUGGAAAGCAGGGCCAGGCUGAGAAUGGCACAGCUUCAGGGCCCACGAAGGGUGAAAAGACCCCAGCCUCCUCCCGGGGUGGAGGUUACAGACUCUUCUCAGGCAAUGCCAGGGCCCAGCGCUUCUCAGGCUUCCGGAAGGAGAAGGUAAAGAUGGAUAUGUGUUGUACGGCUUCUCCGAGCCAGGUAGCCAUGGCCUCUUUCUCCUCAGCUGGGCUUCCCUCGGAUCCUCCACGGGACUUGAAGUCCAAGCUGACAAUAUUCAACAGAAUCCAGGGUGGAAACAUCUACAGGCUCCCCCAUCCAAUGAAGGAAGAGAAUGUGUCAGGUGGAUGUAAUCAGCAAAAUGGGGGUCCUGCAGACUGGACAGAGCCAAGGAGCACUUACAUCUGUAAGAAUUGCAGCCAGAUGUUUUAUACUGAGAAAGGGCUGAGCAGCCACAUGUGUUUUCAUAGUGACCAGUGGCCGUCACCUCGAGGGAAGCAGGAGCACCAGGUGUUUGGCACGGAGUUCUGCAAGCCACCAAGACAGGGGGACGGACAGAGUCCACCAGGAGCCAAGAAGCCCUUGGACAACAUGGCCACAGCCCAUUCAGUGAUCCCAGUGUCAGUCCCUGUGGCUCCAGCAAAUCGGUCCCUGUGGAGCACAGCCAGG
Galeopterus variegatus (Sunda flying lemur) is the source of this 2483-nucleotide messenger RNA. Its product is annotated as zinc finger protein 541-like. The annotation marks the transcript as partial. The record is from RefSeq and is a predicted model, not a curated record. Lineage: Eukaryota; Metazoa; Chordata; Mammalia; Dermoptera; Cynocephalidae. Gene Ontology annotation, biological process: regulation of transcription by RNA polymerase II; negative regulation of DNA-templated transcription. The transcript has 5 exons. Gene Ontology annotation, molecular function: transcription corepressor activity. Gene Ontology annotation, cellular component: transcription regulator complex; histone deacetylase complex.